AUGGUUUGUGGCAUUGGUGUGGAAGAGGGGUUAACUAAGGAGUUUGCUAAAAAACUUAAUUGCCUUAGUCAGAAAUUACCUCUUACAUAUCUAAGUUUACCUUUAGGGGCAAAUCCAAGGAGAAGCAAUACUUGGAAACCAGUGGUGGAAAAGUAUAAGAAGAAAUUAGCAUCUUGGAAGAGGAGAUACUUGUCUUUUGCAGGUAGAUUGACCUUAAUUAAGUCUGCAUUGUCAAGUUUACCAGUGUAUUUCCUAUCCAUCUUUAAAAUGCCUGUUGGUGUUGCCAAAACAAUUGAUAGGAUUCAAUCUAAUUUUUUGUGGGGAGGUUCUGACAUUAAAAAGAAAAUUCAUUUAGUUAAGUGGCAGGAGGUGUGUCAAAGUACAGCUCAAGGGGGGUUAGGUGUGAGAAGGCUGAGUGAGGUUAAUGUGUGUUUAAUGCUAAAAUGGUGGUGGAGGUAUGGUAGAGAGCAUAAAUCAUUGUGGAAACAGGUGGUCUGUUGCAGAUUUGGUGGUUUUGGGGGUAGGUGGACUCCAGAACCAGUGACUGAUGCCAUGAGUGCUAAGGAGAGUGAUUGGAAGUUAGCAUUUAGAAGACCACUUUUAGCUUGGGAGGAGGAGGAAGUUCAAAGGCUUCAUGUAUUUUUGUCAGAGGCACCAAAUCUAAAUCAGUUAUCUGAGGAUUCAUGCUUGUGGAUGGCUAAUCCUUUAGGUGUUUUUUCUGUGGCUUUAGUUGGGAAAAAGCUGCAGUCUCUUGGUGAGCCCAUGGUUAGCAUUUCAAAGUUCAUGUGGAGAAAUUUAGCACCUCCAAAGGCUCAGUUUUUCAGUUGGUUAGCUCUGGAAGGGGAGAUUGAAGACUAA
Camellia sinensis is the source of this 858-nucleotide messenger RNA. Lineage: Eukaryota; Viridiplantae; Streptophyta; Magnoliopsida; Ericales; Theaceae. The record is from RefSeq and is a predicted model, not a curated record.